Messenger RNA from Leptopilina heterotoma, 2846 nucleotides. It is a transcript of the gene Tes, whose product is annotated as paxillin. NCBI's taxonomy places the organism in Eukaryota, Metazoa, Arthropoda, Insecta, Hymenoptera, Figitidae. The transcript is spliced from 6 exons. Bases 365 to 2689 code for a protein of 774 amino acids. The record is from RefSeq and is a predicted model, not a curated record. Gene Ontology annotation, molecular function: zinc ion binding.
UGUGUGAGUUUGUGUUUGCCUUCUUAGCGCACACAAAUAAAAACUCAAUACAAAGAGAAUUCGAAAUAUUCUUUUGGGGGGGACAAGUUACACGUGUACAUUGGAGUAAAAGUGUAGGUAAACAUGGCUGGAGUCUGAUGAGUCAGACACAAGAAGGGGCAGCUUAAGAACUGUCAUUCAGUUCUCUGUUAUUCUCACUUAUCUCAUCGUCUGAAAAUAAUUUUCGCAGUAUACUUAAGUGAUUACUAAAAUGAUUUUAAUUUCAAAGGAAAAGACAGUUUCAAAAAUCAGUGUCGUUUAGAAAAUAUUUUCGAAUAAUUCAAAGGAGUUUGAGACUGGGGACAAAAAAAAAUAGAAGUAAACAAUGGAGCAAGAAGAUAACCGUCCUAAGUGGUUGCAGGAGUUGGAAAAUCGUAAAAGAAAGCCCCGUUUGGCUCACGAGGCAGGUGCUGGUUCACCUUGUCUAGUCUGCACAUCUGCAUGUCCUGGAUUAGAUCUGCAUUUUUGGAGGAAAAUUUGCAAAAAUUGCAAAUGCGACCGUGAUGAUCACGACGUAAAUGACAAUGAAUUUCCUCAAUUCGAUCUUCUUUUUGGUCCAUCCGCAAAGUCGAAAAAUCGUUCAUUUUUUCUUCGGGUCAAAAAACAAAAUCAAGACGAAACUCCAUUCGAAUGGAUUCCACCAAAUACUUCAAAAGAACUUGCUGCCGAUUAUAUGAAAGCUCUUCCUGAUGAAAAAUUGCCAAUUAAAGGCUCCGCUGGCGCUGCCUUUCGGAGACAACAACUUCAGAAACAAUUGCCAUUGCACGAUAUUGAUCAUGAGGUGUGUGAUCAAUUGAGCGAACAAGAAAGAACACAAUUCCAGGAGUAUUUACAGAAUUUGAAGAAUUACGUCGGUCAGGGAAAAGUUAUCAAGUCAUUGGGUGCACGACCGUUCAGUAAAUCGCUAAUGACUCCAGCGAAUGCCACAGACGUUCAACAAUUCAGUCCUCAGCACAAAGUGGGAAUUUUAUCUUCCGGAGUCGGAGUGAAUCUUCGCACGCCCAGUAGUUUUAUUAACAAAACUCCAAAUACAUUCCAAUAUUCGUCAACAGAACCACCGCCACUUCCUUUGUCGCAACCACCAAAUAAUUCACCUCUACCCUUAAAUCUACAAUCAAUCGGAGCUGAAUACAGAGAAAGUUCAAGUGAAUCACUUCCUAACAGAUCACAAACAUCAAGUAUUCUCAAUAAAUCCCUACCAUCAAAUGUCGAGUUCGUACGAACGCAAAUGUUGGAAAGUUCACUGGAAAAUUCCCCCCAGGGACGCUAUCAUCGUGCACUAAUCAACACGCCAAAUGAUUCAAAAUUUGUUAAAUCGGAAACAAUUGACGAUGUGAAUAUUCCACAGAAAUCGAAAAUAUUUUCCCCAGGGGCAAAGAGAAUUUCUGAGGCAAGUUCAAGAGUUGAAACAACUGGUGGUAUUGAUUCCUUCGUGGUGGACUCUGAUCAUCUUCCUCAAGAUCUUGCAGAGAAAAUGUUGUCUGAAGCACUUUUACCGCCGAGUGCCAUACACGCUGCUGAUAUCAUUGGAAGUACUCUCGAUGAAAAGGGACUGAUGUACAUAAGGGAAAAAUUGAAUUCAAUGAAUAGUGGUAAGGAGGACAUUGAACAACAGGGUCCAUUCAGAAGCCGUGAACUUGAGGGUCUGCCGAAGCAGGAAAUUGAGAAAUUGAUCAACACGAGGCAUGAAGUUUCAAACUCUAGAAGCGAAUUCCUGCCGCAAAUGUCGAGUCAUCAAGGAAAAUCGGUUUCUGCCUACGCUUCGGAUGUGUUGAGAGAAUCACUAGCCAAUGCCCAUCAGUCCUUCAGUAACGAACAAAAAUUACAGUCCGCACAUUCCUCGCACCCAGUUCGAAAUAUUUCAUCAAUCGCCGAUUCUUCUCCAGCAAAUUCUCCUGCAAAUGCGAAAUUAAGUAAUUACGGUUCGAUACCAACUUGUGUGAUAAAUUCAGAGGAAUUGUAUAAUCCCAUUUUCCCCGAGGAAGCUGUCGGUGGAUUUUCAUCACUAAAUUCGAGUAGUGUCGAUCAACUAGCCGAGGAGUUGGAAAAUUCCGGCAUUAUUCCAACGAAGCAAAAUUGUCACAAGUGCCAUGAGGAAAUUAAUGUCGGCGAUGUUGUAGUGACAGCAGAGAAAGCGAAAAACGAAGUCUGGCAUCCUGGAUGUUUUGUUUGUACCGUUUGCAAUGAAUUGCUCGCUGAUUUGGUAUAUUUCUUUUAUAAAGGUCAACUCUACUGCGGCCGGGAUCUCGCGACGCAUUUGAAUAUUCAAAGAUGCUUCGCCUGCGAUGAGUUAAUAUUCACGUCGAUGUACACGGUCGCCGAGGGUCACACUUACCACGUGAAACACUUUUGUUGCUGGGAUUGUGACGAGCCACUUGCAGGAAAGCAAUACACGUCAGAAAACGAUCGUCCCCUGUGUCUUCCAUGCUAUCAGAAAGUAUACGCAAAAAUUUGCGGCUCCUGUAAUCAGGCAAUCGCUGCCGAUCAACAAGGCGUGGCCAUUAAAAAUUUAGACUUUCACGUUGACGAAAAAUGUUUCUGCUGUUUUACAUGCAAAAAAAGUUUACUGAACGGUAAGAUUGGUAUAAAAGAAAAUAAACCAUUUUGCAGUAAAGAAUGUAUUACAAUAUUUCAGAAUCAAAAGUCAUGAAUUCUUAUAUAAACGAAAACUUUUACAUAUACAAUAAUAAACUUAAUGAAUAAUUUUACAAAAAAGAUUUUUUUUUUUACCGAUUUUACAUAAUAUAAAGAAGGAAAAUUAUAAUUUAUUUCAUCUUAAUUUUGAAAUAAAAAAUAUUCAUUCACAA